Messenger RNA from Bactrocera dorsalis (oriental fruit fly), 1426 nucleotides. RefSeq lists its product as uncharacterized. NCBI's taxonomy places the organism in Eukaryota, Metazoa, Arthropoda, Insecta, Diptera, Tephritidae. Bases 469 to 1320 code for a protein of 283 amino acids. The transcript has 6 exons. The record is from RefSeq and is a predicted model, not a curated record.
ACUCUUUUUUUUUUUUUUAAAUAUCAUUUACCCGAAGUAUUUAAUUACAAUUUUCGAGUGUUUGUACAGUUUUUGUUCAACGUAUAUCUAAUUUAAGGAUUUCCACUACUCCUAUCGACUUUUCGAACAAUGUGACUCGUUAAUGAAAAUGGUAAAAGUGGUAAAUUGGUACGAAGCAAAGUAAUCUAAAUAAACUAAACGAUUGCAUAAAUUUUUUUUAAGUCCAUCUUACCGAUAAGAGACAUAUAAGCACCGGCUGUGUCUCUCUACUGAUUCUAGUUCUGGUACUCUCUUGCUUUCCACUUAUCACCGAAAUACUUUCACGCACAAUAUACAUAUAAAUAUGUUUAAUGACUAUAUAUAAAAGAUGUAGAAAUGAAAUCAGUUUUAUUUGUGCCGUGUACACCAAACGACUGGUAUAUUUUUUCUGAAGAAGUCUUGAACAACCAAUUGACGUAAACUUAUAGAAUGGCAAAUAAAAUCAUAUUUAUUGGACUCAUCGUCGCUCUGCUCCACGUGGCGAGCGCAGAGGAAGCUAACCCCGAGCCUUAUAUGAAUGAUGUGUCCAGGAUGUCGGCAGAAAUCAAAGCAACGGAGGAACGGUGUACUCAAAAAGUGUCUAAUUUGGAAAGGAAAUUGGAUGAUUUAAUAAACCUGCAGACAAACAGUUCAGAAGUUGCCACUCGUCCCAAACGUCCCGCAGAGCUUGCUUGCGAGAAGAUGAAUGACUUACGAUCAGCUGGAAUACACAAUAAUACUCAACCUUACAUAAUUUUUAUUUUUCACGACGAUCGAGAUAAAAUGAUUUAUGAUGGCGUUUUAAUCGAGAAACGUUUUGUGUUAAUAACUGUAUUGUCCUCUUAUAUUAAGCAACUUAAAGUACUCGAAUUUUUGUUCUCUGAUAAGGUAGUAUCCAAGAAAAUAAAGAAAGUACAUACCGUAGCUGAGAAUUGGCCUCAUUCUAUUAUUUUGGUUGAACUGGAUAGUGAUGUGCACUACAAUUUCUGGUUGUAUCCUACUUGUUUAUAUACUUCAGAAUUGAAUCCGAAAAGUGCUCUCAUGCAUGAUGGCAAAACACUGAAGAUUGCGGAGGAUUCUAAUUGCUUCGAUUCGGAUUCUAAGAAGCUGCACCCUUUUGAAAUAUGUGUAAAUGACAGUUGUAAUGAUAGUGAGCUAGUAUUCCUUGUAGAGGAGGAAAGAAAACCUCAGCUGUUCGGAUUUGUAACUACGGAUUGCAUUCAAAAAUACCAAACUUUACAUAAAGUGUCUCCUUACUUGGACCUUAUAGAGAACAUUGUCUGGCCGAAGAAUGGAAAAUGAAUUUUGGAAGUAGACAAUAAAUUUUUAUGAUUUUACUCACCAUAUCUAUAAACAUGUAAAUGAUAUGAGUUAUUGUUAUUGCGUUAUUAAAAGUGGAUCACCAUGA